AUGUCGGACCUGUGGAAACUGAGAACCGAGCAGUGCCAGGAAAAAGUAGAAGGGAACAAUAAGGUCAUCAUCCUUCUGGGGGCCACGGGGGCAGGGAAGACCACCCUCAUCAACACGAUGAUCAAUUACAUCCUGGGCGUGCAGUGGGAGGACCGGUUUCGAUUCAAGCUGAUCCACAAGGAGACCAACCACUCGCAGGCGGAGAGUCAAACCUCCAUCGUGACGUCCUACGAGCUCCACAACCAGAAGGGAUUUGUCGUCCCCUACUCCCUCACGGUCAUCGACACCCCGGGGUUCGGAGACACGGGGGGACUCUCUCGGGACAAGCUGAUCAUAGAGCAGGUGAAGCGCUUCUUUACCAGCCCCGGCAGUGUGGACCACAUCGACGCCGUGUGCUUCGUGGUUCAGGCGUCUCUGGCGCGGCUGACCUCCAUCCAGCAGUACGUCUUCGACUCCAUCCUCUCCAUCUUCGGGAAGGACAUCGCCGAGAACAUCCUCGUCCUCGUCACGUUUGUGGACGGGAAGGACAUCCCCAUCCUGGGCACCAUCGAAGCCGCGGGCCUGCCCUGCCGCAAGAACCGGAAGGGCAAAGCGACGCACUUCGAAUUUAACAACUCCGCCCUUUACACGCAAAACGAGAGGCCCGACACCGAUUCCAACGGGGAGGGCUCCGGGAGUGACGACGAGGAAGAGGAUGACAACAAGCUGGAGAAAAUUGUCUGGACGAACAACGUGAAGCAGCUGAAGAGGUUUUUCCAAACGUUGGAGAAGACAGAGGGGAAGGACUUGGCGCUGACGAAGAAAGUCCUGGAGGAGCGCGAGGGGCUGGAGAUGGCGAUGGCGAGCCUGCUGCCUCAGAUCUCGGCCGGGCUGGCGAAGCUGAGCGAAAUGAAGAUCAGGGCAUGUCUGGAAAACGAGCAGGCCAACAUGGAGCAGAACAAGAACUUCGAGACAGAAAUCGAGGAGCUGGUCCCGAAACGGAGGAACACCGAGCAUCUCUCAACAAACUGCAACAACUGUCUGGUUUCGUGCCAUUCAGGAUGUUUCCUUCCCACGCCAGGAGAAAUCAAUCUCUGCGCCGUCAUGGAUGACGCUGGAUUCUGUGUGAUCUGUCCAGGUAACUGCCACUACUCCGCUCACAUAUCCGAGAUGACGAUGUGGGAGUACGAAGUGGUGAAGGUCAUGAAAACAGUCAAAGAACUCAAGGACAACUUUGUGAAGGCUUCCGGCAAGUUGAUGUCGACGAAGGAGAUGCUCGAGAAAAUCGAAAUGGACUUCGAGACGAUCGAGGACCGGAUCAUGCAGCUGAUCAGGCUGUCCUCCAACUGCCUGGCGCGGCUGGAGGAGAUCGCCCUGAAGCCCAACGCUCUGUCCACGGCCGCCUACAUCGAGCUGCUCAUCCGCAACGAGGAAGAGGAGGCCCGCCCGGGCUUCGAGGACCGCAUUGCCGACCUGCGCAAGAUGAAACAGCAUGCCGAGAUCCUCGCCAAGAUCGCCAACAACAAGAAACUGCUGCCGGAGGAGCGCAGGAUCGUGAGGGAGAGAAACCAGAGGCUGAGGAAAAUCGCUCAAGACGUCAAACUGGCGAGCUCCGUAGUGAGAGCCUGGACUGCAGGACAGUGAACACAUUCCACACCGCCCGAGAACUCCUGCAGGACAG
This is a messenger RNA of Lepisosteus oculatus (spotted gar), 1660 nucleotides long. The record is from RefSeq and is a predicted model, not a curated record. NCBI's taxonomy places the organism in Eukaryota, Metazoa, Chordata, Actinopteri, Semionotiformes, Lepisosteidae.